CAGGCAGUAAACGCGAUGAUCGACUGGCUUCGAAAGCAUGAGGACAACCCCUACCCAAACGACGACGAGAAGGAGUCCCUCAUCAACCAGACGAAACUGACCAUCAACCAGAUCAACUACUGGUUCACUAACGCUCGCCGGAGAAUUCUU
Molecule: messenger RNA, 150 nt
Organism: Helobdella robusta
Lineage: Eukaryota; Metazoa; Annelida; Clitellata; Rhynchobdellida; Glossiphoniidae
Exons: 1
Biological process (GO): regulation of DNA-templated transcription
Molecular function (GO): DNA binding
Source: RefSeq, a predicted model, not a curated record